UUCAUCUUUAAAUAUCUCCAUUCUGUGUCAGUCUUUACAACUUUACAGAUGUACAUUCAUUGGGUAUACAAAUACAACAAUGAGAUAUCUACGUAUUAAUAAACUUUACAGUAUAUAAACAUUUAAUUUGUCCUACCUUUGAAGCCAGGGACGAGAAGGCAUUGAUUCAAAACAAAGUGACGAGGCACGCAUGUUUAAGUAAAUAUUCGAGGAUACCUUAAAAAUGUACAGUGAAGGAAUUGAAAUGACUCGUCAAAUUUCUCCAAAAAGAACAGAAUGAAAAAGCAAAAGGUGCACUACCCGGAUGGCCCAGAAAUUCAGGAAUUUGACGAUGAUCUUCCAGAAAGAUGGCAAACGGAUGAGGACGGUUCUCCGGAGCUUCCAACAGACGAUAGUUACCCGGAUGUAUCGUAUCCAAUGUCUCCUGUACCACUUGAUUCAGCCUAUGGGUACCCAGCCUCUGGAUUCCAGCUAGGUUACCAGCCGCCGCCAAGGCGACCCAACGAAAAGAGACACUCCUUUCAUAUCUACAGACCGGCUUUGCCAUUCUCAGCCAUGGUUCCUGGAGGGGCUACAGCUGGGAGACGCAUAACUAUUGAAGGCGUGGCGGGUCACCAUAAAUUUUCUGUCCAGUUAACUGACUCUUCACAAGUGGACGUGGGACUGUUUUUCAACCCAAUAAUUCACUGGGGAAUGGACUCCGGCAUUGUCAUAAUGAACAUUCGUAGUUUCGGUUGCUGGGGGCAAGAGAUUAGAGAAAAAGACGAUUUUCCUUUUGAAGCAAACGAAAUGUUUACAAUGGACAUCAUUUUCAGGGAGGAUCAUUAUGAGAUAAUUGUAAAUAAACAUACAUAUUUAUUUUACCAUCGACUUCAUCCAAACGAGAGAUUCCAGACUCUGGUUAUAGAGGGUGAUGUUAAGGUUGACCACGUACAAUUCUUAUAA
Messenger RNA from Saccostrea echinata, 945 nucleotides. RefSeq names its product galectin-4-like. The transcript has 4 exons. The record is from RefSeq and is a predicted model, not a curated record. Lineage: Eukaryota; Metazoa; Mollusca; Bivalvia; Ostreida; Ostreidae. Bases 277 to 945 code for a protein of 222 amino acids. Gene Ontology annotation, molecular function: carbohydrate binding.